Besnoitia besnoiti is the source of this 726-nucleotide messenger RNA. Its product is annotated as cytochrome b5 family heme/steroid binding domain-containing protein. Lineage: Eukaryota; Apicomplexa; Conoidasida; Eucoccidiorida; Sarcocystidae. The transcript has 4 exons. The record is from RefSeq and is a predicted model, not a curated record. The coding region runs from base 1 to 726 and encodes 241 amino acids. Gene Ontology annotation, cellular component: endomembrane system; membrane.
AUGAAGGAGUGGCUGCAGAAGCUCGACUUUUGGACCGUGGCGGGCGUCGCCGUAGGCUCCUUCGCCGCGUACAAGAUGCUGUCCGCUUCGCUGGGGUACUUCUCUUCUUCGGCCUCGUCGGCGCGCCUCGGAGGGUCGAGCGGCGGCCGGCAGACGUGCAAUGAGGGAGAAGACGAAUACUACAGAGCGCCUCCCAAACCGAAGCCGUGCCCACGCGAUUUCACGCUGGAGGAGCUGCGGCCGUUCGACGGCACGCAGACCGCGCCCGCCGGGUUGGAGGCGCCGGCGGCUGCGCCGGGAGAGGGCGACGCGGGUGUCCAUCCACCCGAGGACCUCGACCCCGCGUCUGCUUCCGCCGUCGCUGCCGCGGCUGUCGGCGCCUUGCCGCCGAUUUACAUCGCCCUCAAGGGCCGCGUCUACGACGUGACCUCUCACCCAGAUGGAAGGCAUUUCUACAGCGCGGACGGGCCUUACGGCAUUUUCGCUGGAAAAGACGUUACAGUGAAUCUGGCAAAGAUGGUGUUCGACGAAAGCGAAAACAACCAGGGGCCCUCCGCGUGGGCGACUCUCUCUGCGCUCGAGAAGCAGACAGUGGACGACUGGGAAGAUCGCUUCAGGGCAAAGUACGCGCCGGUCGGCUACGUGGUGUUCGGCCACCCGGAGGAAGACGCAAAGAUUCGCGAAAUCUACGCCGAAGAAAGAGAAAAAGCCGGUCUUCCUCUGUGA